Messenger RNA from Syngnathus acus (greater pipefish), 1680 nucleotides. It is a transcript of the gene max, whose product is annotated as myc associated factor X. Gene Ontology annotation, molecular function: DNA-binding transcription factor activity; protein dimerization activity. Lineage: Eukaryota; Metazoa; Chordata; Actinopteri; Syngnathiformes; Syngnathidae. Gene Ontology annotation, cellular component: RNA polymerase II transcription regulator complex. Gene Ontology annotation, biological process: positive regulation of transcription by RNA polymerase II. The record is from RefSeq and is a predicted model, not a curated record. The transcript is spliced from 5 exons. The coding region runs from base 159 to 686 and encodes 175 amino acids.
UCACGUGGAGAUGGUCUACCUCGAUUCUGUCUAAACAGAACGUGUGAGUGAGUAGCAACUACUAGCAGCCCGUCUGUAGGAGCGCCGCUGGGCUGCCAAACCGAUCCAUGUUGUUUUUGAGCCACGCGUUCCUUUAAAUUUGACCAUUUGAUCGAAGAAUGAGUGAUAACGAUGAUAUCGAAGUCGAUAGUGACGAAGACUCACCGAGAUAUCACAAUGUGGCAGACAAACGGGCACACCACAAUGCGUUGGAGCGCAAGCGUAGGGACCACAUCAAAGACAGCUUUCACAGCCUCCGGGACUCUGUGCCUGCCUUGCAGGGAGAAAAGGUUGGUAACAGUACUGGUGAGCAACCCAACAGUUCUACCAAACAGGCGUCUCGAGCUCAAAUCCUAGACAAAGCCACAGAGUACAUCCAGUACAUGAGGCGAAAAAAUCACACGCACCAGCAGGACAUUGACGACCUGAAGAGGCAAAACGCGCUGCUGGAGCAGCAAGUGCGCGCCCUGGAGAAAGUGAAGGGCUCGGCGCAGCUCCAGGCCAACUACUCGUCAUCCGACAGCAGCCUCUACACCAACCCAAAAGGCAGCGCCGUGUCCGCGUUCGACGGCGGCUCCGACUCCAGCUCCGAGUCGGAACCCGAGGAGCCUCCCAACCGCAAGAAGCUGCGCGUCGAGGCCAGCUAGAACGCGCUCCAAAAAAAAAAGCAGGUGAAAGGGCCGGAGUUACCGCCUCGCGGGAAAAGCGAGCCAGAGGAAGCCUUUAAACGGGGCUCUUUGACCUUUCCACCUGACACCCACUGUUCUUGCGCCCCUCCAACCGGGUGGGCUGGCACUGGAGACUCAUGACCCCCUUCCAAACUCCUCACCACCGCCACCACAAUCACCUCCUCGAACAAGGAGGGGGGAGGCCAGCAAAAUGGGAGCCUUUCAACAACUCUCUACCCCCUCCCUUAAUAUUUUCUUCUCGCAACAAUCCAAAACCCCAAAAUGAGGCAGCUUGGUUACUUCAGAACUUUUUCAUGUUCCCCCGCCCUGCGUUUGUGUGCAUAGCAGGUUUACUCCUAAGCACCGUUAGAUGACUUGUGCAGUGGACCUGGCUAUUGGCUGCAAAUGGUAUCGUUAGGGACCUCACCCGACUACGAAUAGUUGACACUACCUAGUUGAUUGUAAUUCCUACAUUAAUUGUCCACCUUAAAUAUUAGCAUCAGGCGUUCAAUUGAAAAUGUCAACUCUCCGAUUUGCAAAUUUGUAGGGGGUCCUCUGUAUUUUGUUGACCCUAAAGAAUUGUUCCAAACAAGUUGAAGUACCACAAACAUAUGGUACAUUUGUAGCUUUUUUUUUUUUUUUUUUUUCUUCCACAUAAGAAUGUGACGACCCUCCAAGGAAAAAUGUUUAGUGACACCCACCUCAGGCCCACUGGAUUGCAGAUGUUUUCUGCUGCAACACAUUUGUUUAUGAGAAAGAAAGAAAAAAAAAAGUUCCUAUUGUUGAAAUUGAUGUUUUGAAAGAUUUUGAAUAUUCCUAAACUUGUAUUGUAUUUUGUCCUUUAGCUUGAAGUAGGGAAUGACUUUAGGUGGCUGAACACAUUAGGCAGCUUGUUUGAUAGACAAAAAAAAAAAAGACAAUAAUUGGAUGUUUUCAAGAUCAAAUGUACGUUAUGCAUUUUGUAGUCAUCUCA